GGCGCGAAUUCAUGCAGCGAGAAGUCGCUGGCGACUUUCCCCCUCUACGUAGACCUUUCCCCCUCUACGUAGACAUUGUGUAGUAGAGCGACAAGUCGUCGGAAGUUCGUCCUGUCUGAACAGCAUCGACAAGUCGACACAUCGCGCCUUUCAAUAUGAAUAAUCGCACGGAUUUCGAGUCAACUGAAUUGACUGUAUUAUAUACCUGCAGUAUAUGCGAAACAACUUCCCUAGUAGCACAGUGCAUUGGGCAAACAUUGGUUAAACAUUGGCCCAAUAUAACCAAAUAUUGGGCCAAUGUUUAUCCAAUGCAUUGUGCUACUAGGGUUGUAGCUCUGAUGAGAUUAAAAAUCAUCCCUGCUUGAGAGGAUUUACGAGACACUUCGUAGACCAAAAUUAUUAUUUCCAUCCGCAGUGCGAUGAUGGAUCGAUUAUUAGAAAAAGUCUUGUUGGAGGACAAGAGGUUCUCGUCGAAGAACAAGCCGAGCAGGAUGAAGCCGAUCAGCUAAUGGUGGUGGAUACAAACAUCGAGGGUGACUGUUCGAACAGCAAUGAUUGUCCGAUGAACCUAUUAGAGAGGAAAAUACGCAAUGAGGAAAUUCUUAUAGAGGAAGUACGGAAACGACCACCUCUUUGGAACUUUAAAUUGCACAUUUCCGAAAGGGGCGCCCGUACUAAGGAGAAGCUGUGGGAAGAGAUUGCUGUUAACAUGAAAGGAGAAAUGACUGUAGGUCAGAUCAAAAAGAAGUGGAAGUCAUUGUCUGAUAUGUUCAGGAGACAACGCAAAAUUCACAAUCAGAUAUUGGUAUGACAUUGAUACCAUCGAAUCACCAGAUGCAAGAUAUCUGAAACAAUGAAAGCAUAGAAGCAAACACUAUAACAAAUUUUUGUACUAUUACUUAUUAUGUGUAAUAAAACGUAACAAACCUUAAUGU
Molecule: messenger RNA, 935 nt
Organism: Vollenhovia emeryi
Lineage: Eukaryota; Metazoa; Arthropoda; Insecta; Hymenoptera; Formicidae
Exons: 4
Coding region: 509-811 (100 amino acids)
Biological process (GO): regulation of transcription by RNA polymerase II
Cellular component (GO): transcription regulator complex; nucleus
Source: RefSeq, a predicted model, not a curated record